GCAAUGCAUUCCAUAUCCAAUAGGAAAAUGUUUUCUGAAAGUUGCUAAAAAAGAAAAUUUUUCUGUUAAAUAUGCGUUUGGAAAUUCAUUAAGGGAAAAUACGCAACAUUUAAUCAUCUGACUGUAGAAUAUAUAACGUUAAAUUAUUUUCGCUAUUGCAGAUUCUGCGAUACUUUAGUGCUUCAAUUUGAAAAACUGUUUCUCAUAGGAAUAGUAAUUAGUGUGGCAUCUCUGAGUAUCUCUAUGUUCCGUGUGAGUGACGUUUUACAUAUAUAUUUCCUUUUCGGUUAUAUAUAUUUUUUUUCACUUUAUAUUUUCGAAGAAACGUUGAAAGAACGCGUAACCGACCUUACAAAAAUAGCAUAUAAUAUCGCAGCUGAUGCAGGCGUUAAUUGCAUAUAAUAAUAUAAUGGAAAUAUAUAUAUCGUUCGUUCUCGUUUUCGUUCAAAUCUGCAUUAUAUUCUACGGCAACCACAUCGGCCAACAAGUGACAAACAAUAACGCUGAGAUCUUUGAUACAGUGUACAAACUACAGUGGUACGUGGUUUCCCAGAAUAUACAAAAAUUGAUGUUGUUUCUAUUACAAAAGGGUAACAAAACCUUCUAUCUGUCAAUCGGUAGUAUAUACAACGCCUCGUACGAGGGCUUUACAACGCUUGCAACCUCGGCGAUAUCGUACUUCACCGUAAUCUAUGCUGUCCAGUAAUGGAGUAAACCAAAGAUAUUCUCAAUCGAUCCUACAAAUUUAGCAUUCGACGUUGAAUAUUAUUCUCACUACAUAUUGCACACAGACAAAUCUAACAAUGAAUUUAACAAUGCAUUGAGGAAGGACUUUGAU
Molecule: messenger RNA, 838 nt
Organism: Odontomachus brunneus
Lineage: Eukaryota; Metazoa; Arthropoda; Insecta; Hymenoptera; Formicidae
Exons: 3
Coding region: 380-706 (108 amino acids)
Biological process (GO): sensory perception of smell; detection of chemical stimulus involved in sensory perception of smell
Cellular component (GO): plasma membrane
Molecular function (GO): olfactory receptor activity; odorant binding
Source: RefSeq, a predicted model, not a curated record